Portunus trituberculatus (swimming crab) is the source of this 1221-nucleotide messenger RNA. RefSeq lists its product as uncharacterized. Gene Ontology annotation, biological process: regulation of transcription by RNA polymerase II. Gene Ontology annotation, cellular component: nucleus; transcription regulator complex. Lineage: Eukaryota; Metazoa; Arthropoda; Malacostraca; Decapoda; Portunidae. Bases 121 to 981 code for a protein of 286 amino acids. The record is from RefSeq and is a predicted model, not a curated record. The transcript has 2 exons.
GUCGGCCGGUCGCUGCUCGACUCAGUGUGUGCCGCGUGGUGGUGCGCGGAGGGACGGGGAGGGUGGAGUGCGUGACGACUGGAGACCCCAUCCUUGCAUACUGGCUCUACUGCUGAUAUCAUGACCCCCGAAGCCAUCUCCAAGAACAUUCGCUUUAUCAAGGAGGUGGAGAAGCAGCCAUGCCUUUACGACUACACGCUGGAGCAAUACACCAACAGGGCCUGCGUGGAAGCUGCCUGGCGUGCCGUGGCCGCCGAGUUCAGUAGCACUAUUCCCGCAUGCAAGGAGAAGUGGAGAAACCUUCGCACUGUGUUUGUUCGGAGGUUGAAGCACAACCCACCGAACGGGAGUAGAGCCAACAAGCCCUAUUACCUGAUGCACGCUUUAGAAUUCCUGCUGCCCUUCCUCAGAGGACAAUCAGACAUUAAAUCCACAGAUACGCAGAAGAACCUCGCCUUCCAGGCUGUAAAAUGCAAAAUCGAGGACAAUGAAAUAAAAAUUGAAGAAAAUGAUGAUUUUGAUGUUGAGUAUGAUGAUGAUACUGAUGUAGCUGCUGUUGAUGAUAAUGAAGCUGAAAGAUCGGAAACCAACAGCGAACAUCAUGAAGAAAGUAAUGAGUUUAGAUAUCCAAUCAUCGCUUCUACUACCACUUUAGCUCCUAACACCAUCACUAUUCAUAACGACACUCCAUCGAGUACUGGAAUGACCCACAACAAUAAGAGAAGAGCUUUUAAGACCAGUUUUAAUGAUGGCAGUGAAGUACUCGCCAAGAAUGCAAGAACCAGUACUAAUUACAGCAAUGGUGAUGAUUGUGAUGGUCGUGGUGAUGGUGAUGAGUCUCGCAAGCUGUUCUUACUGAGCUUGUUGGGUGACGUGCGUGCAAUGACGGACGCCCAGAUGAGGAAGUUCAGAAGGUUGGUGUUGGACGCGAUAGACAUUGUUCUGGACGAGACUCCCAAUGAAACGCCGGGACAUACCUGAACGUGCUUCACACACACACACACACACACACACACACACACAAUGAGUGCAUCAUAUCCACGUUGACAUACUCACCUGCCAGCCAGCUAGUCAUCACUGCGCAUGGUGGUGACUCGCCUGCUGCGUGAUGAUGCAUAAAGCGAAUCUUAACAGAAGUGUAGCGCAAUGAAAACUGUUAUUAUGUUCUACUCUGCUUAACCAAAUGAAAGAGAGAAACAAAAAUAAAUGAAUGAAAUUUAA